GCGGGGGCUGCCGGGAUUGGGGCGCCACAGCUUGCGCCGGUCUCGGUGGCCGCUCCUCCGUGUCGCAGGGCUUGGCUCUGCGGGAUAUGUCCGUGCCGCGCUCGCCGUGCGCCCGGGCCUGCUAGUUCCCCGGGGCUGCCUGAACGCGCGGCGCCGCACCUGGCAGCGGCCUCGGAGCCCGGCUCGGGCAGGAGCGCGCGGCCGUGCGCACCGCGCCGCGACCGCUGCCGUCAUGGGGCUGCAGCCCCUGGAGUUCAGCGACUGCUACCUCGACAGCCCGUGGUUCCGGGAGAGGAUCCGCGCUCACGAAGCGGAACUCGAGAGGACCAACAAGUUCAUCAAAGAGCUUAUCAAGGACGGGAAGAACCUCAUCGCUGCGACCAAAAGUUUGUCGGUGGCCCAGCGGAAGUUUGCUCAUUCACUCAGAGACUUUAAGUUUGAGUUUAUCGGUGAUGCUGUGACAGAUGAUGAACGAUGCAUAGAUGCUUCCUUACGUGAAUUUUCAAAUUUUUUGAAGAAUCUGGAGGAACAGAGAGAAAUUAUGGCAUUAAGUGUGACUGAAACCCUGAUUAAACCCUUGGAAAAAUUCAGAAAAGAGCAACUUGGAGCUGUAAAGGAAGAAAAAAAGAAGUUUGACAAAGAGACAGAAAAGAAUUAUAGUCUAAUUGAUAAACAUUUGAAUUUAUCAGCAAAAAAGAAAGACUCACAUUUACAAGAGGCAGAUAUCCAAGUGGAGCAGAACCGGCAACACUUCUAUGAACUGUCUCUCGAGUAUGUGUGUAAGCUGCAGGAAAUCCAAGAACGAAAGAAGUUUGAGUUUGUGGAACCUAUGCUGUCAUUUUUUCAGGGGAUGUUUACCUUCUAUCAUCAGGGCCAUGAACUUGCCAAAGACUUCAAUCACUACAAAAUGGAACUACAGAUCAACAUUCAGAAUACACGGAAUCGAUUUGAAGGAACAAGGUCAGAAGUGGAAGAGCUUAUGAACAAAAUCAGACAGAAUCCCAAGGACCACAAACGAGCAAGUCAGUUUACAGCAGAAGGCUACCUGUAUGUCCAGGAAAAAAGGCCUGCUCCGUUUGGUUCCAGUUGGGUAAAACACUAUUGCAUGUAUCGAAAAGCAGCGAAGAAGUUCAACAUGAUCCCAUUUGAGCACAGAUCUGGAGGGAAACUUGGAGACGGAGAGGUGUUCUUUUUGAAAGAAUGCACCAAGAGGCAUACUGACUCCAUUGACAGAAGGUUUUGUUUUGACAUAGAAGCUGCUGAUCGGCCUGGCGUUUCCUUGACCAUGCAGGCAUUUUCUGAAGAGGAAAGGAAGCAGUGGUUGGAAGCUCUGGGUGGAAAGGAAGCUCUGUCCCAUAGUUUUAAUACAGCCAUCAUCCCAAGACCAGAAGGAAGUGCACAGUUGGAUAAGUUGGGGUUCACAAUUAUCAGAAAAUGCAUCAGUGCUGUUGAAACACGAGGUAUAAAUGACCAAGGAUUGUACAGAGUUGUAGGGGUGAGUUCAAAGGUCCAGAGACUUCUCAGUAUGUUGAUGGGGAAAAUCAGACAUGCGGACACAGUGAAAGAUGUAAAAACGUGCCAUGAGGUGGACCUGGAGAAUUCUGCAGAUUGGGAAGUGAAGACAAUAACAAGUGCCCUGAAACAGUAUUUGAGGAGCCUUCCAGAGCCUCUCAUGACCUAUGAGUUACAUGGAGAUUUCAUUGUUCCAGCCAAAAGCGGCAGCCCGGAAUCUCGGGUUAAUGCGAUCCAUUUCUUGGUACACAAACUGCCAGAGAAGAAUAAAGAGAUGUUGGACAUUUUGGUGAAACACUUAACAAACGUUUCAAAUCACUCCAAGCAGAACCUGAUGACCGUGGCAAACUUAGGAGUGGUGUUUGGACCAACUCUGAUGAGGCCACAGGAAGAAACUGUCGCUGCCCUCAUGGACUUGAAGUUUCAGAAUAUUGUUGUGGAAAUCUUAAUUGAGAACCAUGAAAAGAUUUUUCGGAUGCCGCCCGAUACCACAUUCCCUGAGCCGACCUGCCUGUCAGCAUCACCCCCAAAUGCGCCACCAAGGCAGUCAAAGAGACAAGGCCAGAGAACCAAGAGGCCCGUGGCCGUCUACAAUCUUUGUCUGGAGCUGGAAGAUGGUGACAAUCCUAACCCUUCCAAGGAGGACACCCCUACUGGCAGUCUGGACUCACUUUCCUCCCCGUCUCCCGUGACUGCAGCUCUCCCUGGGCCUCCUGGACCAGACAAAAACCACCUUCUGGCAGACGGAGGGAGCUUUGGAGACUGGGCAUCCACUAUCCCAGGUCAGACCCGAUCAUCUAUGGUCCAGUGGCUUAACCCACAGUCUCCAACCACAACAAGCUCCAACCCAGCUGUGACACCUCCUUCACCCGGGUCAUCCCCUUUCCUCUUUUCUCCUCCUGCUACUGUAGUGGACAAGCCACCUGAAAGUGUCAGCAGUCGGAAGGCUCGAGCCGUGUAUCCGUGUGAAGCAGAACACAGCUCGGAAUUAUCUUUUGAAAUAGGAGCAAUUUUUGAGGAUGUACAAACCUCCAGGGAGCCUGGCUGGCUAGAGGGGACUCUGAACGGCAAGAGGGGGCUGAUUCCACAGAAUUACGUCAAGCUGCUGUAGCUCCUGGACGCAGAGCCCCUGCUGACCCUGGCACCUAGGGAACUGCCUGGGGGCAGAGAGCCACCUUCCUCCUCCGAGGCUCUGGGCUGCACCCACAGGUACCUCCACACUUGGGAGUUACCAUCAUCACAAUCAGCCUUGGGGGUGGGGGGUGGGCGGGGAUGGGAACGCACCGCACUGAACUGUGAUUGUGGAUCAGGAGGGGGAAUGUCAGGAUUCGCAGAAUGGACUUUUCAUUUGUCAAGUAUCGGGACUUGUGAGUUUUAAUUAUCCAGCAUAUAGAAUGAGAGGGAGGGCAGCCUUCUGCCACCCGUGUCGCCCCCACUGGCAGUCACAUCACCAGAGCCACCCUGGCUCCCUCUCCUCCCCGAGCACCUGCUGCUGCGAUGUUAAAGGGAACUGUGCUGCUCACAGCGAUAGGUCUGCAGAGCGCAUGCCUGGCUCCGGCGGCCUGGCUGCGAGAGGCUGCUGCUGGUGCGGGGGAGAUGGUCCCAAGCCAGAGGGAGGCAGAGAGACGUGCUUCUCCAGCCUACUCUUCCUAGACGGCCACCUGCAGGACCCCACGUCACUGCACUGGCGACGUGCACUGGCGUAUUUGUAACAGGCUUCUCGGUGCUCCUCACCCGUGUGCUCUUUUCCAAACACCACCUUUUUGCCUCAAGGUCUCUGUAAAUGAAAUAAACUGUAAUUUACUA
This is a messenger RNA of Macaca mulatta (Rhesus monkey), 3318 nucleotides long. Lineage: Eukaryota; Metazoa; Chordata; Mammalia; Primates; Cercopithecidae. The record is from RefSeq and is a predicted model, not a curated record.